AUGAAAGGCCGUGAUAUGGCGGGCAAAUUGCUCAAGAAGAAAUCAAACUCUGGUAACCUAGCUUUGCAACUUUAUUUGAAGGUGCACGCUCUGGUUACCGCGCAGAAAAAUGAGGAGGAGGACUACUUGCCAUAUGUGCGUGAGAUGAUUGCCCUGAGCAAAAGUUAUGAGAAGCCAUCCAAUGCAGCCGUGGCAAUUUCCAAGCAGCUGAAUAAGCCUGCUGCAAAACCCAAGGCCAAGGCAAAGGCUAAGGACUGUAGAGGACAUCGACAGCGCUGGAGUAGCCAAUGUGGCGGAAAAGAUUGGAUCUGGGAAGCUUUCCGUCAAGACAGCGGCUUCUUGCGCAGCGGCCUUCGUGCAGGAUGGGUGCCACAAGGCGCUUCUCGAAACCAUGACUUGAGUCUUGAAGUAAUGGCCCUCGUCUUGGUCAUGGUUUGUUCUUGCGUCAAUGAGUCAAUGAGCGGUCGAACAGUUCCCUGCACAGGAAACGUGACCGCAUUGCAAUUGGCAACGUCGCGUGAACGUGACCUCUUUCGGUGGUUGAAGCUACCGCUCACUAUCUACAAUACUGAGCUGCCCUUGCUACAGGACGCUGCAAAGAGUUCUAUUGAGAAGCACGUUGCUCUCCAGCCAGUGGCGAUUGUGCUUCCCAGUGAUAUGCUGCGAGCGCUGCAAGAAGCUGGCCCGGAGGCACUGCGGUCUACCCGUGGCACCAAACAUGUCAUGGAGGAAUGCCUGGGGUCCCAGCACGACUUUAAAGCGCUUUGGCGUGCCUCUGGGUGCGAGGACAUGGCUUUGUCGGAUUUCAUUCCCGUGAUUAUCCAUGAAGUGACAGACGAGACAAGAGAAGCUACGUGUCAAAUAUUGGCUUGGGAUUUCAAGCAAAUGGAGGCUGGGAAAUUUGACCUACUCAACCAUUUGGGGAAUUUUCAUAGUUUGGGUUCUGCAAGAGAAGGGUUGGGAGGGAGCGACAUUCCCGCCCGUGGAGCUUUCAUGUAUUGGAAAGGCGACAUGGAAGCCCAUGCUUACAGCCAUUACCUGACAAAAACAAGGCGGUAUUUCAAGUGUUUGCAAUGCUGCGACUUCUGUCUGGGCACUUCGGACAGGCGAUGCCCAGAAUUGUCAUGGGCGGAUGUAACCCUCCGAGCGCUCUGGAGGAGUACGCUGACGCUGACAGACGACAGUGAUCCCUCUCCAUGGGUGCGUGUGCCCCGGUUCCAGAAAGACAGAAGACUCUUGGACCUUCUGCAUCUAGUUCAUUUGGGAACCAUGAGAGAUGUGAUUGCUUCAUCCAUU
Durusdinium trenchii is the source of this 1296-nucleotide messenger RNA. Lineage: Eukaryota; Dinophyceae; Suessiales; Symbiodiniaceae. The record is from the annotation of a GenBank genome assembly.